Molecule: messenger RNA, 1320 nt
Organism: Colletotrichum abscissum
Lineage: Eukaryota; Fungi; Ascomycota; Sordariomycetes; Glomerellales; Glomerellaceae
Product: UbiD family decarboxylase
Exons: 4
Coding region: 1-1320 (439 amino acids)
Cellular component (GO): cytoplasm
Source: RefSeq, a predicted model, not a curated record
AUGGUCUUGACGGUUCUCACAGACGACCAGAUCAAAGAGAUCCUGGCCGAUCUGACGGCCGACGAGUUUGACGGAUUCAGAAAGGUCAUCUCGACCGCUCUCCACGAGUACUCGACCAACACGCACAACAUUGAGGAUGGCACAUAUCACCAACCGGAGCGCGUCUCAACAGAGAACCUCAAGACAGGCGCGACAACAUUGUACAUGCCCUCCGUAGGUCCCCAAGGCAUGGGUUGCAAAGUCGUAACCCUCAGCUCCAGCAAAGCAUCCCAAGACCCCUCAAAACCCUCCAUCCAGCCCACAGGCGCCGUAACCCUCCUCUCCCCCACCGGCGAACCCAUCGGCUUCCUCCACGCAAAGACCCUAACCGCCUUCCGCACCGCCCUCUCCUCAACCUGCCUCCUCGCCCGCCGCACCACCGUGAAGACAAUCACCGUCUUCGGCACAGGCCUCCAAGCCUACUGGCACGUCCGCCUCGCCCUCCUGGUCCGCGGCACGACCAUCAGACACGUCAACGUCAUCAACCGCCGCUUCUCCGACGACGCCCGCGACUUCAUGAAGCAGUUCUACCGCGUGCCGCCGCACAUCAAAGAGCGCGAAGGCUGGUCCGAGACGACGUUUGGGAUCUUGACCCCUGGGUACGGCGAGUUCAAGAGGUUGUCGAGGGAGCAGAUUCGCGACGCGGACGUGGUGUACUGCUGCACGCCGUCGACGGAGGAGUUGUUCGAGGCCGAGGCUACCAAGCACGAGAAGCCGCAUUGGCAUUUUCACAAGCAUGCGCCCGAGGGCGGGGUGAUUGUCGUGGACACGCUGGACGGAGCGUUGAAGGAGGCUGGGGAGAUCAUCUCGGCCGGGUUACAGCCUACGCAACUUGUUGAACUCGGAGAACUAAUUAUGCUCCGCCGGAUGCAAGACGAAGAAGACGCAGCCUCCGCCUCGGCCGAUAGCGACGCGGCGAGCAUCGCGGCCUCGGAGCUCGAAAAGCUCGACUUUUCCGGCACGCCGUCCAUCAAGUCCGCCUUCUCGGGAUCCGACGGCGCGUCUUUAUCGGAGCCGCGGUCGUCCAUCAGCAAAGACUCGACAAAGACGUCUGGCAGCAGCGGUAGUGGUAGCAGCAAAGGGCCGAGCAUGCUGCGCCGCAGCUCGAGCCAGAGGUCGGCAGACAAGCGCAAGAAGGAGGACGCGCUGGUGAGGUGGCUCAAGGACGGGACGGUGAUUUAUAAGAGUGUCGGGCUGGGGCUCAUGGAUUUGUCGGUUGGGAUGCACAUGAUUCAGCUUGCCAAGGAAAAGGGGAUCGGGACGCAGAUUGAGGGCUUUUGA